This is a messenger RNA of Salmo salar (Atlantic salmon), 441 nucleotides long. The record is from RefSeq and is a predicted model, not a curated record. Lineage: Eukaryota; Metazoa; Chordata; Actinopteri; Salmoniformes; Salmonidae.
AUGGCCUGGCCUCCCCAGACACAGCCAGACCUUGACAGUCCCAAACUCAGCCUCCCCAAACCCAGGCCUUCCCAGGCCCAGCCUCCCGAAAUCCAGGCCCAGCCUCCUCAAACCCAGGCCCAGCCUCCACAAACCCUGGCCCAGCCUCCCCCAGCCCAGCCCAGCCCAGCCUCCCCAAACCCAGGCCCAGUCUCCCCCAGCCCAGCCCAGCCUCCCCAAACCCGGCCCAGCCUCCUCAAACCCAAACCCAGCCUCCCCAAACCCAGCCUCCACAGGCCCAUCCUUCACAAACCCAGGCCCAGCCUCCACAAACCCAGGCCCAGCCUCCUCAAACCCAAACCCAGCCUCCCCAAACCCAGGCCCAGCCUCCCCCAGCCCAGCCUCCCCAAACCCAGGCCCAGCCUCCCUAAACCCAGGCCCAGCCAGUCAGACCUAACCUAA